Molecule: messenger RNA, 1753 nt
Organism: Patella vulgata (common limpet)
Lineage: Eukaryota; Metazoa; Mollusca; Gastropoda; Patellidae
Product: G protein-activated inward rectifier potassium channel 3
Exons: 2
Coding region: 294-1556 (420 amino acids)
Biological process (GO): potassium ion import across plasma membrane; regulation of monoatomic ion transmembrane transport
Cellular component (GO): plasma membrane
Molecular function (GO): inward rectifier potassium channel activity
Source: RefSeq, a predicted model, not a curated record
CGGUCAUAUUUUAUGACGCCUGCUCGCGGCUGACAGGCUACGUGGAUGAGGCGGGGACCUCCCCUUCUAAAGGGUGCAGACGAUUCCAACCAGAGCAUCAACGAACAACAGUGCUCCUUUCACAGACGGCAGUUGAACGCGGACAAAGUAGAAACGAUUAUCGAAUUGAUCAAAAGUUAAAUCGACUACCAUAAUUUAGAGUUUUACUGGGACAUGCGCUACGACCGCACAUCAAUUUGAUAACGAUUACUAUUUCAUUCUUUUUUUUUCAAAUCUAAGAUCAACAGUUAAAAAUGUCCGUACCACAGGAUAGUACCGUAUACAUGUUUCCAGACAAGAAGAAAAUUAAGAAGCCGACAAAAUGUGAAAGAUUUUUGGACUGUUUACGGUUUCGGUGUGGACGAACACAGGAUGUGGAAGGGAAGAGAAAAGCUUUGAUAGAAAAAGAAGGUGGCUACAGAAUUAACUAUACAGGACUCAGUGAACAUAAGCGUAAAUAUUUCGCAGAUAUGUAUAUAACUCUUAUAGACAUACCAUGGCGUUACGCAUUAGCUAUUCUUUUUAAUGUUUUCUUAGUAACUUAUUUAAUUUUCGGUGUAUUGUGGUGGCUUAUGGCUCACAAUAAUGGAGAUUUUGACAAUUUAGACAAUCCUAAACACGUGCCAUGUCUUCUCGGUGUUAAAUCCUUUGCCGGAUCUCUUUUGUUUUCCAUAGAAACACAGACGACGAUUGGCUAUGGUUACGCUUAUCCGAACGCACAUUGUGCAGGGACACUUCCACUAAUUUAUUUACAAGUUACCAUUGGAUUCUUUCUCGAAUCAUUUUUGCUAGGUUUCAUCUUUGUCAAAAUUGCACGACCGAAGAACCGCGCCAAAACCUUAAUGCUCAGUAAGAAUGCCGUUGUUUGCCAGGAAGAUGGUGGACUUUGCCUCCAGGUUCGAGUUGGUGACAUGCGUAAAUCGCAUCUUAUCGAAGCUUCAGUUCAAGGCAUGCUUGUUCGUAAACACGUUACUGAAGAAGGCGUGACGUAUCCACUGUACCAGACGGCUGUUGAUUUCGAGGCUAAUGGCAUGAGGGACCGAGUUUUCCUUCUCUGGCCAAUGACGCUGUCUCACAGAAUCACCCCUGAAAGUCCCUUCUGGAACAUCCGACCUUCUGAUCUGUGUUCUGAGAAAUACGAAUUGAUCAUUUUCCUUGUUGGAACCGUUGAAGCUACAGGUGAAGUCUGUGAAGCCAGAACAUCGUAUACGCCCCGGGAGAUUCUUUGGGGUCACCGUUUUGAACGAAUUGAAGAGUACGACUUGGGCAAUGGUCGAUGGCACGUGGACUUCUCUGGUUUCAAUGACGUUGUAUACUGCCAGAAUAUACGCCACAGUGCUGAAGAACUGGACCAUUUUAAAGAAUCCAACACAGAAGGUGUUUACGAUAAAGCCGUGGAAAAAAAUGAACGAGAAGUAGGGGGCGCUAUAAGAUAUGAUCUAAAUGGUGAUGCAGCUAAUGGUGGUGCUAAAGGCGGACGAAUUUUAGAGAAUAAGAUGGCUGAUACUACCAUGUAAUAAUCGGUUAUCUACAUAAUAUGGUGAUUAAAAGGUGAAUUGAGAUAAUGGUGUUUUUGUUUGGAGGAGCGUUGGGCGAUUGGGAAGAACCUAUUUUGAAAAGGAACCUCGGCCCUACAAAUACUAUGGAUUUAGUAGCGAAAGGAUGUUUAUGAUCUAAGAAAAGCUGAAAUGUAUUCCCGUUAAAUUUUAGAUUU